Molecule: messenger RNA, 525 nt
Organism: Venturia canescens
Lineage: Eukaryota; Metazoa; Arthropoda; Insecta; Hymenoptera; Ichneumonidae
Gene: Cby
Product: Chibby
Exons: 2
Coding region: 22-483 (153 amino acids)
Source: RefSeq, a predicted model, not a curated record
ACCAAACUGGUUGCCACGGUAAUGCUGUGGUACAACAAACCCAAAACCGCAUUAAUCCGGUCACAAUCAUGCGCCACGUUUUUCAGCGCAAUGCCUUUUUUUACGAAUAAAUUUUCACCGAAAAAAAUACCGACUCGAAAAGCAGACGUUUCAUUGGCGAACAAAGAUCUCAGUCCGAAGAGAAUCGAGAGGGAAUUAGGCCCUGAUAUCGGACCGAUAAAACUCCGUCUGGGCGAUCAAGAAGCAACUUUCGACGAGGGCCUGUGGAUUCCUGAAACUGGUAAAGCUAGUGGAACUUUCAGGGAGAACGAAAAACUGCGGAAAGAAGUUAAAAAACUUGAAGAGGAAAACAAUUUAUUGAAGUUGAAAUUCGAACUGCUCCUCGACAUGUUAACUGAAACAACGGCGGAGGUACAUAUGCAUCGAGGCGAACUAGAGAGCUUGAGGAACAAAUUAUCUUACAGCAAACGCACCGCGACGUAAUUAGUCCUUGUAAUAGUCGUAAGCAACAAUUAUCAGUCUUGC